Protobothrops mucrosquamatus (brown spotted pit viper) is the source of this 1376-nucleotide messenger RNA. It is a transcript of the gene SCG3, whose product is annotated as secretogranin III. Gene Ontology annotation, biological process: protein localization to secretory granule. Gene Ontology annotation, cellular component: secretory granule membrane. Bases 28 to 1368 code for a protein of 446 amino acids. The record is from RefSeq and is a predicted model, not a curated record. NCBI's taxonomy places the organism in Eukaryota, Metazoa, Chordata, Lepidosauria, Squamata, Viperidae. The transcript is spliced from 12 exons.
ACGGUGUUGUCCUUGAUCGUAGGCCAAAUGUUUGGCUUCCCGAAGCCGGAAGGUGCAAGAGAAGAUAAAACAAUAUACAACAGAGAACUAAGUGUAGAGAGACCACUGGAAGAACAGAUUGCUGAAGCAGAGGCCGACAAGAUGAAGAAAUCACCCCGGACAGAAAAUAAGCCAGAAUUCAGGAAUUAUUCAUUUGUGGAUGACUUGAACCUGCUGAGAUCUGUUGUGGAAAAAGACAGAAAAGAAAAGGAAAUGGAAUCGGUCAGGAGUCCUCUGUAUAGCCAACAGCUUGCUCUUGAUGAUGCAGAUUCCACCAAGAGACGCAGGCUGGUGGAUGAGUAUGACUCCACUAAAAGUGAUGUGGAUUAUAAAUACCAAGAUGACCCAGAUGGACUUCAUCAACUUGAUGGGACCCCAUUAACAGCUGAAGAUAUUGUCCAGAAGAUUGCCAUGAGAAUUUAUGAGGAAAAUGAUAGAGGCGUCUUUGACAAGAUUGUUUCCAAGCUUCUAAAUCUGGGCCUGAUCACCGAAAGCCAGGCCUACACCCUCGAGGACGAAGUGGCUGAAGCACUGCAGCAGCUGAUUGCUAAUGAAGCUAAAGAUCGGGAAAAGGCAUCCAGGGGUCUUGAGGACCUCCCAAGCAAGAGUAACAGUCAGACCAAAGAGAAGCAGAAAGUAAAACUGGUGUUAAAAAGUACUGAUCCAGAUCAUACCUUGGAUAAUACAUGGACACCCACCAACAUCUUAGAAAGAAGAAACGAACUGCCCCCAGAGGAUCGCUUUGAGGACCUCCAAUACUUCCCUAAUUUCUAUGAACUAUUAAAAAGCCUUGACUCGGAGGAAGAAGUGAAAGAAAAGGAAACCUUGAUAACAAUCAUGAAAACUCUAAUAGAUUUUGUCAAGAUGAUGGUUAAAUAUGGAACCAUCACACCGGAAGAAGGCGUUUCGUACCUAGAAAAUCUAGAUGCCAUGAUAGCCCUACAGACAAGAAAGAAACUUGAAAAAUCCAGUUCCCAGAACAAGCUAUUUGCGAUCCCUCUAGACAAGAACACCGAGGAAGCCGACAGCACAAAAACAGCCACGGCUGAAAUGGAAAAAGAAUAUGAAGCCCUGAAAGAUUCCACAAAAGCCGAGGAAGAUAACGUAGGAAGCAACAAAGAACCUCAAGGAAAAGCAGACGCGUAUUUGGAAGCCAUCCGAAAGAAUAUAGAGUGGCUGAAGAAGCAUAACCCACAGGGAAAGAAAGAUGAUUAUGACCUUUCUAAACUGCGGGAUUUCAUAGACCAACAAGCCGAUGCUUACGUGGACAAGGGCAUCCUGGAUAAAGGAGAGGCUGAUGUGAUCAAACGUAUCUAUGGCAGCUUGUAAAGAAAAGA